This is a messenger RNA of Ceratotherium simum simum (southern white rhinoceros), 866 nucleotides long. Lineage: Eukaryota; Metazoa; Chordata; Mammalia; Perissodactyla; Rhinocerotidae. The record is from RefSeq and is a predicted model, not a curated record.
GGCGACAUGGCGGCCGCGCUCGUGGUCGUGUUGGGGCUCGUGCUGCUGGGCGGCGAGGGUGGCUCCGCUCAAGAGAGCAGGAUCACGACUUCCGUCGCUGAGGUCGGCUCCAAGACCCAGCUCAACUGCACGCUGAACAGCAGCUCCACAGAGGUCACCGGCCACCGCUGGCUGAAGGGCGGCCGGGUGCUGAGGGAGGACGCGCUGUCGGGGCUGAGCACAGUGGUGGACGUGGACGCGGAGGACCGCCCGGGGGACUACUCCUGCCUCUUCCUCCCGGAGCAGCUGGGCAGGAGGGACGCUCCUGCCCCGCCCGCAGGGCCCCCCAAUAUUAAGGCCGUGAAGAAGUCGGAGCACGCCACCGAGGGGGAGACGGUCGUGCUGGCCUGCAAGUCGGACUCGUCCCCGCCGGUCACCAGCUGGGUGUGGUACAAGCUGAGCGAGUCCGGGGACCAGGUCAUCGCCAACGACUCCCAGGGCAGGUUCCUGGUGGUGGACUCGGGGACCAGGACAGAGCUGCGCAUCUCUGACCUGGACCAGGAGGUGGACCCCGGCCAGUACGCCUGCAACGGCACGAGUGCGGCCGGCAGCGGCCAGGCCGUUAUCUCUCUGCGCGUGCGCGACCGCUUCGCCGCGCUCUGGCCCUUCCUGGGCAUCGUGGCCGAGGUCCUCGUGCUGGUCACCAUCAUCUUCAUCUAUGAGAAGCGGCGGAAGCCGGACGAGGUCCUGGACGAUGAGGACGCGGGCUCCGCUCCGCUGAAGAGCAGCGGGCACCACGUAAACGACAAAGACAAGAACGUGCGCCAGAGGAACGCCAGCUGAGCGGCGGGUGAGCCGCGGGGGGGAGGGGGCGGGGGGGGGCUCCU